Molecule: messenger RNA, 414 nt
Organism: Castor canadensis (American beaver)
Lineage: Eukaryota; Metazoa; Chordata; Mammalia; Rodentia; Castoridae
Gene: Cst11
Product: cystatin 11
Biological process (GO): defense response to Gram-negative bacterium
Cellular component (GO): cytoplasm; sperm head; sperm flagellum
Molecular function (GO): cysteine-type endopeptidase inhibitor activity
Source: RefSeq, a predicted model, not a curated record
AUGGGCAGACAUUGGCAGGCCCCACAUCUCCUGUUGGCCAUUCUGGUGGCUUUGGUGUCUUUCACCUACCAAGCAAGGAGGAAAACCUUUAUAAGAGUCCAAGAGGAAAAUGCAGUAGAAACCCAAGUGAAGGACACCUUGCAGUAUGCCACCGACAUGUACAAUAAGGACAGCGAUGACAAGUACAACUUCCGGAUUCUACGCAUCCUGAAAAUUGAGAAGCAGGUGACUGAUCACAUGGAGUACCACAUCACCGUGGAGAUGCAGAGGACCACCUGCCUGAAGUCAGAGAGCAGCAACUGUGCAAUUCAGAAAGGCGAGCUCCGCAAGCAAAUCCAGUGCUACUUCUCAGUAUUUGCUAUACCCUGGUUUGAAAAGUACAAAGUUCUGAAAAAGAACUGCAGCGAUGGCUGA